AAAUGACAAAUAUAGGGGGAAAAUGUUAUUUUCUCUAUCUUAAUUAAACAUAAAGAUUUAACAAAUUGUUGUUCUUGGAAAAGUUUAUUUAGAGUAUAAAUCUCUUUUGCAGCCAUUACAAAAAGGAAAGUGGUCAAAACAAGAUAAGAGUACAAAACUAUUACUCAAACCUAUAGAAGAAAUCGCGUUCAGAAGCAUUCUCGGUCAAAAUGGGAAUUAUGCAAUCAUGCCGAAAGCGAACCAGUAUCUUUAUGUAGAAUCCCAAACCCGAAUAAGCAAAGUAAGGGCAGGACAAACUGAUGAAGAAACAUACACCAAAACGAUGGAUAUCAAAAUCCUAUUACAAACUUUAGAGAGGUCAAAACAUAUUAUGAUUACAAAACAGGAAGAACACCGGAUCAAAAGCAAAUCUGUUCGACCAGUAGAAACGCGCCGAAGUUUUCCUCAAGGUGAUAGAAAGCCUGAGGUCGGUAUGACUACAGUACCUAUCCGUUUCAUGGGAUUUUGGAAAUGCAAGUCCAAAAGGAAAAGGCACAUUUUUGUCGAGUGUUGCUUAGAUACGGAAAUGGAAAGAUGCCGACAGGAACGACAAUCCCAAGGCCUUAAAGAACAGUUUUGCAGUGACAUAAUUCACGCAAAAGUUGGUGACACUUUUAGAGUCGAUGUCACUGAUACAACGAAGCAGACAUACCAAAUUCAUUUUAUCGGAAGAAACGUAGUUCUCAAAAUCAACUUAGAACACCUCUUGAAUAAUGCAGCAAUUAUUGACAUAUACAAACAGCAGCGCAAACUAUGCCACUUUAGCAUUCAAUUUGAUCACGAACGUGAGUAUAGACGCAACUCAGAAACUUAUCAAGAUGGUUCUGAAGGUGAUAUCAAACCUCAGGAAGGGAAAGACACAGUACCUAUCCGUUUUAUCGGAUUUUUGAAAGGCAAAUCAAAGGGACAAUGCAUUAUUUUCGUCGAAUGUUGUUUAGAUACGCAAUUAGAAACUCGCCGCCAGGAACGACAUUCCCAAGGAUGCGAGGAACAGUUUUGCAGUGAAAUAAUUCAUUCAAAAAUUAGUGAUACCAGAGUUGAUUUUACUGAAAAAACGAAUCGAGAAUUGGAAAAACAUUUCGUCGUUGGAAUAAACAAAACUAUCAAAUUCAACCCAGGAACUUUCUGGAAAAAUGGAGAAGUAAUAGACAUUAACAUACACCAGCACGAAAUCUAUCAUUUCAACAUUCAGAUUGUUCAACGGCGUGAUUUGAAGCGCAACUCAGCAAUUGAUGCAUCCGACAGAUGUAGAAACGCUGGUAUGGACAAUGUAAUCAGUGCUGAGGAAAAAACCAAUACCGUUCGUAAUAACAGAGACGGGGAAAAUGAUAUCGCAACACUAGCAAAACAUCACACCGGUUCAAAAUUGCAACCUGAUUACACGGAGACAGGAAGGAAGAUACAUUUAAUUUGUUUUGUGAAACCUUUGCACCACAUAAAAUGUAUCGUAACUGAAUGUUGCUUAAGCUGUAAAACAGUCGAACGUCGACAAUUUUGGCGUCAAGCUGGAUUUAUCGAAUGCGGAAACCCCAAGGAGUAUGAGUUACAAUCUGCAAAAGUCGUUUUUGUGAUCAUUUUUGAAACCAUUCUUGCUUCGAAUCAGAAUUCAAGAAAUGUCGAUUACUUAUUUUUCGACAAAGAUCCGGCAGUUUUGGUCAGAUUGUACCCGAUUGAAACGAACAUCGCUAUCAAUGUCAUAAAUGAUGAUACAAUCAUUGCACAAUUUGAAUUAUCUCAAACAAAGGACGACUGUUGUUCGAAAUCUGACCGGGUUGAGGGCAAACAACUACUGAUGUUUGGACACAAAGUGUCAGAAGUUCAGAUUAGGGUAAACACACAUUCAUACCCAGAAAAACCGACACCUGACAACAGCUCUUCAAAACGACGUACCUCAGAGUUCUUCGUUGAGAUUCAAUUGAGUUGGGUUUUGAAAGGGUUCCCGGACGUGUUAGCAUUGCAAGUGUCUUCUCGAACUGAUGCCAUUUCUAUCAUAAGAAGUGUGUGUUGCCAGAACCCUGAGGGACAGUUUGCAUUUUCUGAGGCAAAGUUAAGCAUUUUCGGACAUACACCUUAUCAAUGCAUGAGUAUUGAUUCCAUAAGAACGAACUUCUAUCUUUAUCAAAGAGGGAUCCGUUAUACCAUUCCUGACCGAUUGCAACUAGACAAACUUUGUGAGCGACGCGGAAGGAAAUCACAUGAAUGUCUUUACUUUUGCCAGAGAAUAUGUUUCUGCAUCGCCUCAACAUCAUGCGCAAUCAGUGAUGUUUACGCCGCUUAUAGACCGGACUCACCAAGCAGAGUUGUCUUUGUAGUGACUGUAGAGGAUUUAGAUAUAGUUGUUGCAUGUAAGAAAAAGCGUAUAUUAGGGUAUGAAGUUCAACUCGCAUCUGAAUGUAAUCAAUCAAAAGGACAGGAAACCGUUUUUGAGAAAGCAUGUAUUGGACCAGAAGACCAAGUCAGAGUGAAACAAUGUAUUUCUAAAUAUGGUUCACAAUUGAUGAAAGAACACAGAAAACUUGGAAUUAUUACUGCAAGGUCGACUAGAAGGAAAACAUGUGGCCGAAACAUGUGUUUGCUGAUACGACAGACAUGUAUCGUUCUCUAUGUACAUGCAAAAGGAUAUAUACCAAUUGAAGAAGAAGCAUUUGAAACACAAUAUGGUGGCAUAGCUAUUGAUGUUCGAUCCGGUGCGUUCCGUCUAUUAAACGACACAAAAUUGCAAAUGGGUAGUCUUAUACACAGACCUGAAGCUGGCAUUGCUGGCACUCUUGGAGGGUUCGUUGACCACCCAAAGCAUGGAUUGUGCUGCAUUUCGUGCGCUCACUGUCUUUUAACUAAUACAGAAUUUAACUACUUAAAAGAAAGAAAAGAAGUAUCCCCUGAAGGUCGAUUAAACCCUGUAUACCAGAAAAAUUCCUUAAUGCCAAUUGGGAAUUUGGUAGAGAUAUUUUAUACUGAGGUUGACAACAUAGCAGGCCAAGUAGGUGUUGAAAUAGCUUUGAUGAAAAUAGACGACAUACACCAUGUGGACGGCAGUUUCGUUUUACAAGCCCCCGAUUUUAAGUUCGAAACGGGAAUAGUUGCAACGGAAUCAAUGAUGCCCUACAUAGGUGAAUGCUUUAAGGUAGGAUGUUCAACAAGCUUAACGCAUGGCAGAUUAUUGCACAACCAGAACUUUCUACAUGUUAGAAAUUACAGUAGCACGUGUUCAGCAAAUAACGUAAUUGUGUCCCUUCAAAAUCAAUUCGAAGUGGAAAAUAUUCCAUUUAUGCCUUCAUUCGCAGAGCCUGGAGAUUCAGGGGCGCUUGUUUUUUUCAUGAAUUAUUGUGGAGACCUUGUUUGUAUAGGUAUGUUGGAAGGAUCAACUGAUGUGGGUACAUUUGCGGUAACCCCAAUUACUGCUAUACUGGGUGCCCUUAACGUACCUCAUCUCAAACAUUUUAAAAAAGAAACAAGACAAGACGACCAACAUAAACUAGAUGUUUUGUAUAAAAUGAUAGUUGAUCUUAACACUAACAUGGAAAAGUCAAAACAGGAAAUUAUUACAGCUAUUAAGCAGAUGCAACAGUCAGUCUUACAACGAUGACCGGUGUAUGAAUUGUUCAGUGUUAAAACGAAGAACAGUGUAUGCUUCGUUUAGUCUUUCAACAAUGAACGCUGUAAUGAUUUGUUUUACCUUACAGCGAUGAAUCGUGUAGUAUUCAUCCAGUCCUAAAAAGAAGAACCGUGCAUGCUUCGUUCAGUCUUAAAAAGAAUUACCGUGUAUGCGGUAAUAGUAUUUCGUGCAUUUAUAAGAUUUAAAUGCCAAUUUGAGUUAUAUUUAGUGCAGCUAAAAUGUGACCACUCUUUGUUUAAAAGAUUUCUCAUUUAUACGUCAUGUGAUUGUAAAUUAACAGGUUCAAUAGCAACAAUGUAAAGAUGCUUUCAAAUAGUCAAUACAUACCUUUUCUAUCCAUGGAGCGUUAUUUAUUUUAAAGAAUUAUUCGUUAUACAUGUUUCAAGGUUUUUUUAUUUUAUUUUUAGUCAAAAGCACAUACAUAUCUGUCACGAACAACUACUUAUUGUCUGGUCUAAGAAUGUUUGUUUUGUGUUCUUUGUUUUUGCCGUUGUCACUGUGUCAUUAACCGGGUUUGUGUUUAAACUUUCGACUAUUGUGCUAUAGUUUUUUUCAUAUAAAUAUUGUACAUUAGGACACGUCGAGUAAUUAAAAAUUAACAAUUUCAUUGGCAGGCAUCAUAAUAAUAUGUCAGUCUCAAAAAUAUUUAAUUGGUGUUUGUAUACUUGUCAAGCAACUAAAAUGCAACAUCUUACUUAAGUAGGCAAAAGCAUAUACUGUAUUAGAAUAUGAUUUUAUUUAUAUAUGCAAUGGCUAACCCAGAAUUACGUAUAUUAAACUGUCGAGUUGACUCUGGCGUAUUAACAGGGUAUGAACAUAUACAAUGUAUGCCAAAUUAAUUUGUAACGUGCAUUCUAUCUUGUAUGAGUGAUGUUUGUAUUUCAACUUAUAAAAAGGCAAUAAGACAACUUGUGGUUCACGGUUCGAAUUUUGAGUUUUGUAUUUAUACCGUUAAAGUCAAUACACUCGCCAGAACGUGAACACGCCUCUCAAGAUCAUAACCUUUUUUAGAACAACCUUGUUUUAUCCUGUUUUGAAAACAAAACCCAGCAAAUAAUUUGUGAAACAUGACAUGUUUACCUUUUCUUUAACCCCACAAAUUUCUAAAAGCAAUGAAUUGAAUUGUCAGAUUCCUAUAACAGAUUAUUGUUGGAAACUCGAAGUAUAGGUUAAAAGAGAUAUUCCUUGCAAGUGUGAUAUUCAUGCAUCUUAUUACCAUUUGUGUAUAAUAUAGUUUUCUAUUUGUGUAAUGUAUGCAUUGCCAUCAUUUGUUCAAUCAAAAUGUUUUGUUUUUUGGCAUGUACAUUAUUUACUUAUUUUUGUAUUUUCAGUUACCUUCUUUACCUGAAUGAACUAAUGGAAUGAAUGAUCAAUGGCUUAUAAACUGUGUGUAACUAAACAACAUUUCUUAUGUAUCAUUUAAUGUGAUUGUUUGCUUUAAGUAAUCUAAGACGUGCUGUGCUCCCUUGCUAUUCCACGUAUAGUGACCCUUUAAAAUAGCAUUGAUACAUUUACAUCGAAACCUACGCACAUAUGUAUCAACACAUGUAUUAUUAUCGCUUUAAUUUUACUCCGAAUUGCAUUUGGCAAUUAGCAGAUAAAAUUGCAAAAUGCAGUGCAUGCAACACUUGGACUUAUUUGGCUCUUGUCAUAAUGUAACCGUUCAUGUCAUUCCCAACGAACGACAGUGGCGGAAAUUGCUGUAUCAAUUAAACGGUGAAUAUUUGGUAUCUGCACGAUACGGUUUCAUUAAAGGUUUUUGCAGCAAUCUUUGUAAAUACGGUUGUCAUUAUCUCAAUAGGCAUGUAUGAAUUAAUUCAUCAUUAUGCCUUGCAAGUUGAUGUGAAAACGAACUAUCAAGCAACUAUUAUACGCAUGUGGAAAAAAAGGGUAAUUACAGACACGGAUUUUGUUCGUUUUUGAAUACUUCAACCUUCCAUUUCUUCAUUUAUUACCUUCAAGCAAAUAUGUUUAUCAGCAAAUUAUGCAAAAUCAAGAAAUUGCAUGGUGUCGCAGUUAUACUGACAAUGUUUUUGUUUGUCAAUACUGUCCAUUUCAUUCGUCUAAUAAAGAAGACCACGCCGUCAGUGAGUGUGUAACGACAACUGUUAUAUUGACUAGAAAAUUGUGACAUUAUUACUUGCAUUGUUAUUGUAUAAGUUGACUUUAUCUAUGUUAACAAUGAAACUAAUUGAGGCACCAAUACAUAUUUCGCUUCGAAAACAAUACAGUUGUGCUGUUAUCAUCCAUUUUACUGUUUGCAAUAUGUCUAGAUAGUUCAAAUAAUAUAUAUGCCGGACAAAGUCGACUAUAAUACCUUACUACCUCUUUCAUUCAAGAAUACAUGGACCUUGCUGAUAUGCUUUAGUAGUUAUUGGCAGAAUUGUAGCCCAUGUUAUGUGAUUAAGUCAUGUAUAAACUAUUUCUAAAUACACAUAUUUUAUAUAACGGAGCUAUAAAAUUGAAUUGAAUUAAAUUGAACAUACAUAUCUCAAUUUCGUUGCAAUUGUUUCCGCAAAUGUCGUCGCAUUUUCAAUGAAAACAGGGCAUCUCAAAAUGAAUUCAAAUAUCACUGCAACGAAAUUAAGAAGUCAUUCAAUGACAUUCUAACAUUCAUACAUAGUUGUUGAAUGAUAGGAACACAUGUAUAUACGAGUAUAUUAUUAGUUAUAUCAAAAGUUCCCAAUGUUUCUAUUCUAGUAUAAGAUGACG
Messenger RNA from Mya arenaria, 6367 nucleotides. RefSeq lists its product as uncharacterized. Bases 227 to 3625 code for a protein of 1132 amino acids. The transcript is spliced from 11 exons. NCBI's taxonomy places the organism in Eukaryota, Metazoa, Mollusca, Bivalvia, Myida, Myidae. The record is from RefSeq and is a predicted model, not a curated record.